CCUCUCUCCGCCAUUCUCUCUCUUCCACCACGAUUUCCAGUCUAUCGACUUUCCUUGAGGGUCGAGGAUGUAAAUUGUUCGUCGCUCAUCUGGUACCAGUAUGCCGACAAGCCAGAUGCCUGGGAUAAGCUCUCGAGCUUCCCAGCACCCGGGCGAUGACACUCGGCCAACGAGCAAGAAGGAGCUUGCUGGGUGGUAUAGCUAUGGAUGGGCAGCCGAGGUCUUCACCGUGUGCGCGAUGGGGUCUUUCCUCCCCAUCACCCUAGAGCAGAUGGCUCGAGACCGUGGCGUCCUCCUGUCAGAUAAAAGGACUCCAUGUAGCACUACUUGGCACGGUUCAGGAACAUCAGCCAUGGACCGUGAUACUCUGACCUCCGUGUCCCGUACAAGCCAAUGUGUGGUGGAUGUCCUUGGAUUCGAAAUCAACACAGCUAGUUUCGCCAUGUACACUUUCUCGCUCAGUGUCUUCGUGCAGGCGAUUCUGAUAGUAUCAAUGUCGGGCGCUGCGGACCAUGGAAACCAUCGCAAGAUGCUCCUGGUUACGUUUGCACUCAUUGGCUCUAUUGCUACAAUGCUCUUUCUCUCAGUAACACCUAGCGUUUAUCUUCUCGCCAGUUUAUUCGCAAUUGUGGCGAAUACCUGCUUUGGGGCGUCUUUUGUCCUCUUAAACUCAUUCUUGCCUCUUUUAGUCCGACACCACCCCUCUCUGUCCGAAGAAAAUGAUAACGAAGUGGCCCCGUCAAGCUCGGCUGGAUCCGAUACUCAUGGAGCAAAUAACUCUCGCCAUAUUGGAAGCGACGAAACGGCACUAUUGCUGCAGCCUGAUCGUGUUGAUCACGGGGCUUCUGUGGGAGCAACAGCCCAACCAACUUCCAUGCGUACUUCACGAGAACUAUCGCUUUCCACCCGGAUAUCAUCAUACGGAAUCGGUAUUGGGUACAUCGGUUCGGUGAUACUCCAGGUAAUUUGCAUCCUUGUCGUCAUAAAAACCAAUCAAACCACAUUUUCACUGCGCCUCGCCUUGUUCCUCAUCGGACUUUGGUGGUUCAGUUUCACCAUCCCAGCUGCCCUUUGGCUGCGCCCUCGGCCUGGGCCACCGAUACCACUCUCCGGGGACGGGAAGCAAAGCUAUUCAUGGCUCAAGUAUAUAAUAUAUGCCUGGAAGUCAUUAGGUCGAACGGCCUUACGGGCCCGACGCCUAAAGGACAUCUUGUUAUUCCUCGCGGCUUGGUUCCUCCUCAGUGACGGAAUAGCUACCGUGAGUGGAACCGCGGUUCUCUUUGCAAAGACACAGCUUCAGAUGCAGCCUGCCACCUUAGGGUUGAUCAAUGUGAUUACAAUGGUUGCAGGAGUUCUGGGCGCAUUUUCCUGGAGCUAUGUAUCGCGAGUCUUCGGUCUCCGUGCAUCACAGACUAUCAUUGCAUGUAUCAUGUUGUUUGAGCUUAUCCCGCUCUAUGGCCUCUUGGGGUUUAUCCCAGCCGUGAAGGACUUGGGGUAUCUUGGACUUCAACAGCCCUGGGAAAUGUUCCCGCUGGGGGUCGUGUAUGGUCUUGUCAUGGGCGGGCUGUCAUCAUACUGUCGAAGUUUCUUUGGUGAGCUGAUCCCCCCGGGCUAUGAAGCGGCUUUCUACGCGCUCUACGCCAUCACCGAUAAGGGCUCAAGCAUCUUCGGUCCCGCUAUCGUGGGCAUUAUCACGGAUCGCUACGGCGAUAUUCGACCAGCGUUUCUAUUUCUGGCGGUCUUGAUCGGAUUGCCCCUGCCGCUCAUGUUCCUGGUGGAUGUAGAACGGGGCAAGCGUGACGCGCUUGGAUUAUCCGCCGACCUAGAUGGCAGACAGGAGACGGGGGCUCCUGGCUACGGAACGAUUUCCCACGUCCCACCUGACUCCGACCGUGUCGACGCUGCGGUAAUGGAGGACUGAAAAUGGUGAAAGAGGACCCUCCACGAUGAAUUAUGUUCUUCUAUGAUUGUUAUUGUACUGCAUGUAGCGCUGUAAGGUACCGGGUAGUAAAUGUCCAUGCGACCGGUUAUGAAUACUAGUUAUCUUGCAUGC
This is a messenger RNA of Aspergillus campestris IBT 28561, 2053 nucleotides long. RefSeq names its product MFS transporter. Gene Ontology annotation, biological process: amino acid transmembrane export from vacuole. Gene Ontology annotation, molecular function: transmembrane transporter activity. The record is from RefSeq and is a predicted model, not a curated record. The transcript has 2 exons. NCBI's taxonomy places the organism in Eukaryota, Fungi, Ascomycota, Eurotiomycetes, Eurotiales, Aspergillaceae. Bases 101 to 1921 code for a protein of 606 amino acids.